CUCUGUAUGUUGUUGAAAAUUGUUGAGCAGUUUUCGCAUGUCGAUCGUCGGUGGUGUCUAGUUUCCUUUUGUUUCUAAACGCUGAUAAAGACAGUCUCGUAUAUAAACAGAUAAAAAUGGGCAAAGAAGACGCAGAAACUGUAGCCCUAAAGAAAGAGUUGGAAGAUCUCAUUAACAAGUGCAAGGAAGAGCAAAAGAAGCAGCAGGAUACGACGUUGGAACAAGCGUGCAACGGAGUGGCGGCUGCUCCGAAAGUUAGAUUGACGACUAAGAGAUUGCUGAAGGGACACAUUAAUAAAGUCAAUUCGGUGCAUUACAGCGGCGAUAAUCGGCAUUGCGUGACCGGUUCGUUGGAUGGAAAGUUGAUCAUCUGGGAUUCAUGGAGCGGUAACAAGGUACAGGUCAUCCCGUUGCGUUCAGCCUGGGUGAUGUCGGUGGCUUUCGCGCAGUCCGGCAACUUCGUUGCGUGCGGUGGUAUGGACAACAUGUGCACCGUUUAUGAUGUGAACAAUCGCGAUGCUACGGGAUCCGCCAAGAUUGUAAGGGAACUGCUGGGAUAUGAAGGAUUCCUAUCGUCCUGCAGAUUCCUCGACGAUAAGAAGAUCAUUACCGGGUCCGGUGACAUGAAAAUUUGUAUAUGGGAUCUCGAGGCUAACAAGAAGACGACGGACUUCGAGGCGCAUGCAGGCGACGUGGUGAGCAUUAGCUUGUCUCCCGAUGGCAACACUUAUGUCACCGGCUCGGUUGACAAAACUUGCAAACUGUGGGAUCUACGGGAGGAGAAAGCCAAGCAAACGUUCAUCGGUCAUGAUGCUGACGUAAACUCCGUCUGCUAUCAUCCUUCCGGGCAAGGCUUCGUGACAGCGUCCGAGGAUAAAACGGCGAGACUAUGGGACUUUAGAUCCGAUCAGCAGUUGGCCACCUUCAAGCCGCCGAACUCCAACCCCGGAUUUACAUCAUGCGGCUUGUCUCUAAGCGGCAGGUUCAUCUUCUGCGGCAGUGAUGAUAAUUCCAUUCACAUAUGGGAUACAUUGAAGAAUCAACAUAAUGGUGUUUUGUCGGGCCACGAGAACAGAGUGACGUCGCUCAGUGUCACUGACAAUGGGAUGGCAGUGGCCAGUUGCUCCUGGGAUCAGAACGUCCGAAUUUGGGUGUGAACAGUAACAAGUGAUUACACACAAGUGAUCGAUGAGAAGACACCGGAGGAAAUAUAUUACCAAAAAUAUAUUGAUGUUAAAAAAGC
This is a messenger RNA of Camponotus floridanus (Florida carpenter ant), 1243 nucleotides long. RefSeq names its product guanine nucleotide-binding protein subunit beta-2 (gene Gbeta76C). The transcript is spliced from 6 exons. Lineage: Eukaryota; Metazoa; Arthropoda; Insecta; Hymenoptera; Formicidae. Gene Ontology annotation, biological process: G protein-coupled receptor signaling pathway. Gene Ontology annotation, cellular component: heterotrimeric G-protein complex; cytoplasm. Gene Ontology annotation, molecular function: signaling receptor complex adaptor activity; protein binding. Bases 117 to 1157 code for a protein of 346 amino acids. The record is from RefSeq and is a predicted model, not a curated record.